Messenger RNA from Aspergillus bombycis, 2352 nucleotides. RefSeq names its product sulfotransferase family protein. Lineage: Eukaryota; Fungi; Ascomycota; Eurotiomycetes; Eurotiales; Aspergillaceae. The record is from RefSeq and is a predicted model, not a curated record. Bases 1 to 2352 code for a protein of 783 amino acids. The transcript has 5 exons.
AUGGCUAACCUUCAGCACAACCGAGAACCUCGAAGCCGGGAAAUGAAAGUACUGAUCCUUGGUUUAGCCCGCACCGGCACGUCAUCUCUCACUACCGCCCUCCAACAACUGGGAUACAAUCCCUACGACUGGCCUGACCGAUGUAUGCUCGGUCACCUCCCUCGGUGGACCGAAGGCCUCCAAGCGAAAUACCUCGGCCGUGGCUGUCCUCUCGAAGCCGACGAGAUAGACCAGCUCACUAGUGACUUUGACGCAAUCAUCGAUACCCCCUGCUGCCUCCUGGUUGACGAACUAAUGGCCGCCUACCCCACCGCAAAGGUCAUACUAAACUACCGCGAUCCGUACAGAUGGCUCGAAUCAAUGCAAGACACUGUAUUCGCCGUCGCGCGAUGGCCAUCCUGGAGAAUCCUGGCAUACACAGAUCCGCGCUACGCAAGAGCAAUCGUGCAGCAUCAUAUUACCCUGUGGGAUGAGAUCUGGGGAGGAGACGAAGGAAAGAGAUGCAUGGAGAUGUUCGUUGAGCACUACAAUUAUGUACGGAAGGUUGUGUCGCCGGAGCGACUGCUGGAGUAUCAAGUGCAGGAAGGAUGGGGACCGCUGUGCCAUUUUCUAGAGGUGGAGGAGCCCAAGGAACCAUUUCCGGUUGUUCAUACGGGGACACAGUUUAUGAGGACUGCUCACCCCAUGGAUUCUCAAGGUGACCUAAAUAUCACUGAUUUUGAUAGUGUGUAUCCUAAUACUCAAGCACCCCACAGUCUUCUGUCAGCUCUGCUGCAGGGGGACAAUACCUAUCAGAAUUAUGUGACAUCUGAUGACCACACGGCACCCCUUUCUGGAUAUAUGCAACAUGCGCCACUUGAUAUCUGCCCUCUCAAUGAAGAGGUGGCGCUCCCCGAGAUGCAGUUGGCCGACUUUCUGGAUGAUGGGUCGUCCUACAGCUUUUACGAUACCCACGAUAUUGGAACCUGGAAUGCAGUGGCGUUGCAGAAGCCGCAAUUUAUCAGUGGUUAUGGUGGACAGCUACAACAGUCACCUAGUGUAACAUCUACGCAGAACCUGAGUUCCUUUGAACCCGACAUGGCUUCACGAGAUUUUGAUAGCGCAAACGCAAGUCUACCUGGCAGCAGAAGCAACAGCCGCAGCCGAUUAACUGGAAGUUCUUUGUCAACGCCCACAUCUAUCUUAUCAGACAGCGGUAUGGAUCCGAUGCAGAGAUGGCGUGAGAGUCCUCCAGAAACCGAGGCAGCAUCUUUGUCGGCUAUAGUGGAUGCCUUGCGUACAAUGUCUACUCGUAGGCAUGUGCGUUCGAGCUCGGGCGGAAGAGCGGAAUCCAUCGCAAGCCUUCAGAGCGGCACUAGUCGCUCUUCAAGCUCAGUUGCAUCGACCAGAUCAUCGAGAUCAGUCAGCCGCCGAAGUCCAGUACCCAAAUUCAGAGGCCGAGUAAGAAAGACAUGCAAUGAUGCUGCCGUACAGAAAGGCGACGCUCGGAUAUUUCAUUGUACGUUCUGUUGUGAUACAUUUAGAAGGAAGCAUGAUUGGACUCGCCACGAAAAAUCACUCCACUUGAACGUUGACCAAUGGGCUUGUGCCCCAUUUGGCGGUUCAGUAUUGUCCUCGACAGGAAGAAACCAUUGUGCUUAUUGCAAUCUGCUCGAUCCGACUGAUGAUCAUCUGGAGAGCCAUAACCAUAGCGCUUGCCAUAGCACUCAAGAACCGCGUUUCUUUAGACGGAAAGACCACCUUGUACAGCACCUUCGAGGAUUUCAUAAUCUCAAGACUUUACCAACCAUUGAAGACUGGAAGGUGGAACCCCCUUUAGUCACCUCUCGGUGUGGUUUCUGUGAUGAAAAGCUACCUUCAUGGCAGGCCCGUGCCGAUCAUUUGGCGGGUCAUUUCCGGCAGGGCUUGACCAUGAGCGAUUGGAAAGGCGAUCAUUGCUUUGAGCCAUCUAUUGCGGCUCAAAUCAAGAAUGCCUUCCCCCCUUACCUCCUGGCGUCUGAAGCUAAAAGCAUGGUGCCGUUCUCCGCGACCGACCCAGCGACACUUGAUCAUUUGUCCCAGAUCUAUCAACGGAAUGGAGAGAUAUAUUCAGAUCAGCAACUGGAUGCAGUCGCCUCGGAGGGCGACCCAUUAUUCGAUCUCACACCUACAUCUUAUAUGAGAUGGGUGACUUUCCGCCUAGGGCGUUUCGCACAACAAAGUAUCGCAAAUGGUAUCUUUCCUACCGAUAAGAUGUUCCAAGAUGAAUCCAGGCGACUGGUAUAUGGAGAUAAAGAUGCAUGGGAGCAAACCGUAGCAGAUAAUAACGAGUGGCUGGCAGCCUUUCGGAGGCAAUGCCUUCCGCCGAUGUGA